Messenger RNA from Symbiodinium sp. CCMP2592, 10455 nucleotides. The record is from the annotation of a GenBank genome assembly. NCBI's taxonomy places the organism in Eukaryota, Dinophyceae, Suessiales, Symbiodiniaceae.
AUGGUGGCGGCGGUGGAUUUUCAAACUGAAAGCUUGUUUGACUACCUGACGAUAGAGUCGAUCCGAUACUCUGGCACGGACAGCCCGCAGAACGUCGAAGUUUUUCAGCCCAUCACGUGGCUCAGCAAUGCCAAGACUGCGGGUCAAGGGUGGCAGCUCUGUCGGGUGUGUGAGUCGACCGAAGCACCAGGGAGCUGCGUAUGCCAACGCGGCUACGAAGCCGCGGCCGGCGCCUGCCAGCAGUGCCGGCCCGGAUACUUCAAGAAGAACGCGUCGUUCAUUCCGUGCUCUCCCUGCCCCGGCGGCACCGCGUCCACUGCGCCCGGCGCGCUCGCCUGCGCUCCCUGCGGAGUCGGCGAAUUUUCAACCCCCGGCGCAGCCGCUUGCGAACUCUGUCCGGCAGGCCGCUAUGCGAUUUUUCCACAGUCCCCGUUGUGUACAGAGUGCCAACAAGGCACCUACAGCACCGUCCAGGGAGCCUUUGAUCAUGCAGUCUGCAUGCCAUGCCCGGAAGGUUCCACAACCCUCCGGGCCGGCGCCAAUGCGUCCUCCGAAUGUAUCAGCGUCAACAGCGAGCAGCUGAUGUUUUGCACUUCCGGCCGCGUCGGAGAGCUCGAGCGAAGGCUCGACGUCUCCUACGCGCAGGCAAAGUCUCGGCAGUCUCUCUACGUGCUCUUGCGGGGCAUCACGGAUCUUUGGUCAGCUGCCUCAAUUCCUGUCCUGGAAGGUACGGCCGAGCAGAGCCUGCAACGUCGCACAAAUAUGACCAACAAGUUGUCCAAGAGACUUGCUGGCAACAAUCGCGCGAAGAUCGACUUGGCAGUGGCACUUCAACAGUGGUUCAUCCAGAUGAGUCAACAUACGAUCGGUCUGCUGGCGCAAGUGCGCGCCCUGGGGCAGCGGUUGGACGAAGACACGGAUGUGGCAGCGCGGGAGAUGCGGAGUAUCCUCGCAGAACAGCCUUCCGAAACCACUGCUUCGCAAGUCGAGCGAGCCCUCGCUGGCCAGGGACCGAUCUGGAUGCCGAUACAGGAAAACGAGGUCAUGCAGAUCGCAGCAAGGACCCGGGCCUUUGGCAUGGUGCAAACGGCUCCCCAUGGUGGCGUUUCGGAUGGAGUGAGUGGCCCUCCAUUAGCCACGUUUAUGGCCGAUCUCGAUGGUCCACCCCUUCGCGGCACUGGAGACAUGGGAUCGGAAGCCAGCUUUGGCGCUCCGAGCUUGACAACACCAGUCGUGUUGCCGGCAGCAGUGCGCGUAGAAUCACAAGGCAGUGGGGGCGAGGGGAUGCUCCCUGGCCCGUCAAGCACUGUUCCUGUACCAAGUUGGCUCUCGGAGUACACAGGAAGUCACAUGUCUGCAGCCCCGGCUCCUACAGAUGGUGGGGGAAUGGGAGGUGGACGUGGCGGCCGUUGGCGGAAACGAGGCUGUGGUGCACCCGACCGGCCGUCAAAGAGUCCUCGCCGCGAAGGUUCGGAUGUCCCGUGGCCGACCACGGCUACAGGCUUGACGCCAGAAGGUAUCGCCAGAGUCCCGCAGACUCUGAUCGCGGAGGAGGACCCCGAGUUGCUACCAGCGCGAGAAGCAGUACCUCCUGUAACUUGGUCCCAAGCGUGGUUGCACAUGCUGCGCUUCGCCGUCGACAAUGGUGCGGAACCUGUCGGGGAAUUGGCAAUCAGUCCCGAACAGGAUGCCACACUCCCAAUAUCGGUGCACGGCCAACCUGUCAGUGUAGUGUGCGAGUGUGCGGAAAAAGUUUGGCAGGAGCUUGUCCAUGUGCUACAGGACCCGCUGCCGGAUCGCUUGCCGCUGCUCUUUGCCGCCAUUCUGAAUGCUCUGCAGCUGCUGCGUGGGUGUCCUCAGGCCCUGCCACAGGUACGUCAGGGUGUCGUGGUAGCAGCACAGGUAUCCGCUGGUGGCCUACUCGACCCAUACAGUUAUGCGCCGGCUACUGCUCAGGAAUGGCUCUUUCCGAGCCUCCUGGUAGAAAAACGUGGUCCUUUCCGUGGGUUCGUUGCGGAGGUGGCUGCUCAGGACGUACAUGUGCAGACACUGAUCACUCAGCCGUGCCCUUUCGAGCCUCAAGAGCUUCUCCGCUGCGCAGCAGGUUGCUUGGCCGUCCUGCCCUGUUGUUCUCCCACCAUGGCUGCCGUCGGCUGGGGCUUCCUGGUGUCUACGGGUGUCGAUCGCCGACAGUGCCCUCGGCAGACAGGCGUGGACCAAUGUCCCUUUGUUCUCCAGGCAGAUGUCCGGGCGCAUGGUGCUUUGUUGUUUCGGUGGAUUGGUACCGCGCUUCAGUUGCGUUGGGACCAGUGGCACUUCCGCAGGCAGGUCGAGCUGGUCUCUGCUCUUCCCACCGAGCAAUAUGUACUGUCGGAGUGGUCUUUAGCCUGGCAUCAAGUGCAGAUACCUGUCGACCUGAGGCCUAUAGGAGGUGUCGUUGCUCUUGCCGAGGUGCACCGUAAUCAGCCUUGUGGGCAGGUGAUUCAGCAUGUUGCAUCCAUGCAAGGGUGUCCUGUCCCUGCCGAUUUGCUGUGUCGUGUAGGGGCGCAAUGGUUCACCCCGGAGGCGUACACACUGUUCGCCGACGCAGAGACCAUUCGAGAGGCUGUGCGUCGUGAUUACACAGGUACCCCGGCCGGGGCUGAGGCUGCACCCCCAUACUUCGAACGCAUCUUGCCACCGUUGCCACAUCUGCCGGCGAUCCAAUUUUUGAGUGACUCAGACAUUGCUGAUCUCCAGCCCUUCGCUCUUGACCUUCGGCCCGUCGGGGAAGGGAUUCAUGUUGCCGCCUCCUUGGCCCAGGACCCGCCGAUUGCCAGAUUGCAUCUUGUACUCGAACGACUAGGCCAAAUGCCUGGUGGCCAGGCUAUCUCUGCCGACCUUGCGCAGGGCGGGCUGACCUUCCUGCAUAAUGAGCAGUGUGUUCCUGCCGAAGCGCCCUUGAUGGUAGAUGGUGCUGUUGUGCUUACAAUCAUGCGGCUUGCUGCUCGUUCCAGUGCGGAGGAUGCCCUAGAAUCCGGAGUCGGAGUCAGAGCCGGACAUGCUGGCUUUGCUUUUUCCAUGAGCCUUGGCCUUUCCACCCUCACAUGGCGACAAUGCUCCGCCGAGAAGGCCCCUGAUACCGGUACACAAGCAGGAGAUACGCCAGCCGUGGAUGUGAGACAAGCACUGUUGGCGGCGGGAGGCCUUAGUGGCAGACAGAUGCCUGUCUUGGCACAGCCUCAGCUACUAACACGUUCUGUGAUACUUGUGGCUCCGAUAAGAGAUCCUGACUUGGUUACAGUUCUUGUUGACGUCGGCACGAGCAUUGUCUGUCUUGAUGUCGGUCGUGGCCAUUGUGGAACAAGUAUCAUGCAAGCCUUGGCUCUUCUGUUCCCUCACUCACUCUUCCGUCUGGAGUUCAACGGGCCUGUUCCUCUCCGAAAUGGGGAUGUUGUGGUAGCACGCCUUGAUCAGGCUGUUACCAUGCCAGACAUGGGAGCGUGGUCCCUAGCCAGCAGGAUUUCUGUAGGGGCUAUGUGGUUGGCGCCUCAUGUUCCCGUGUAUUUGACCACAGCCGACUCUCCUCUGCAGUUGCUGCGUGUCCCUCACGGUUUUACCAAGUCGCAACUGCUGGAAGCGACGCUGGAUUGGUUUGGUGUCCCCGCUGACAAGCACGACUUUCUUCGCCUUCCUCUGGACUUGUCAAUGGCUGACCUCUAUUGUUGGAUUAAGCCAGGUUUGAGUACUCUCACGGUGCUGCUGACAGAUGUGUCGGAUUGCAGCGGUCGCCCCGUUGUGCAAACUGUCGCUGUUGACAGCCACCAGGCACUCACUGUAGGGGCCCUCACCACGCCAGGCCGGCCACAGACGGUGUUUUGGCAGGAUGUUUUGGCCCGCCAGCCAGUGGUUUUACGUUACUUUGCGUUAUCGCCCGAGCAAACCAAAACUGGCCGCCAUUUUGUGUUCAUGCAUCUCGGUGUUGACUUCUGCCGUGCCGCAGCACAUGGUUGGCGACUUAGUCAAAGUGAAGGUACUGCAAUCAUUGACAUGACCCUGCUUCAGCUGCAUCAUUUUGGCACGAGUGUUGACCUGCAAAGCCCUGCUACUUUCCAUGACAAGCCUCUGCUUUGGCCUGCCGCCGCGAGACCCGUUUCUCCGAGUUAUCUUCUCAAACGUCGUGGGGCCAAGGGUUGUACGCCGGCUAUCAUGCCCUCUUCGACCGGCCAAUCCAGGCAAUUGCCGUGCCCCUCCCACGGGGUGGUCUGCAGUGCUCCGUGCCCAGGGGAUUUCCUUCUUUGGGCCAUUCGUGUGGGUGAGUGGGUCAAGGUGGCCUGUACCAGCGCAGUUGAGUGGCAACAUGUGAUGUGGUUAGGGGGGCUUACGUCCUGGGACAUGCCAGGAGUAGCGGUGCACGGUCAUGAUCAAGUUUGGAACUGGCCUGCAGAUCUUUCUAGCCUGGCAGGCCAAUGCGGUCAUUUGAUGCAAGAGGGACAGGAUCCAUUUAUCUGCGAUGUUAGUAGAGGCUUGCUUUUCCGCCUUGGCACUCCCCCCAAUGUGACACAUGGGGAUGUCAUCAGUACGGCCGUGUCAGUCGCUCUGACCAGACGUCGUCUCCCCUUCUCUCUGGCUCUCUUCGGCCUUAGCCUCCUUCUUGCUCCUGUGGCCCAGGCUAUGGCCCCGGAUCUGAAUUCUGAGGAGGACACAUGGGAGGAAUUUCAACUCCUUCUGCGAGAAGCGGGGUUCCAUGAGGAGGGGCCACAAAAAUGGUGGAUCGUCCGUGAUGGGCUGUCACGUGAAUUGUUGCGUCCUGUCCUUCCGUGGACGGAUGACACGGGCCGCCGCGUGCUCACUGUCAACUCACACGGUGGAGAUUUUGUGUGGACCACCCCUCGCAUUGUGCAAGGGGUUGCCCACCUUCUUCAUGUCCCGUCUGGGUCCGCACCUCCGAUGCUAUAUUGGCUCAUGCACUAUCGUGGGCGAGCUGCGGUUAUGGGUACUUCCCGUGCGGUGUUUGAUUGGCAACAAGUCGGCCAAUUUGCUGCGGAGGAAUUCGGCCAUGCCUUCUUUGGGCAGGGUCAAUUUGCCGUGUGGCACGGCGGCAGGGUCAUCAGCUUUGGCUCGCAGGUCCCGGCGCCUGCGCACGGUACUAUUGUCACCCUUGUGCGCACAGCUCCAAUCCACACUCCAGGCCUCACUGCAUGGGAUACUCCGUCCGAGUCUGCCGCUGCCUUUCAUUUUGAGUACGAUAUUUGCCGUGGUCCGGGUGGCGAAAGCCCCAUUGCUGGAGAGCUUUGUGCGCAUGUCGGCCCACUUGGGCCUCUUAGAGUGCAAAAUGAGGAACACGGGGCUGUCGAGCGUGGACGGGACUACGCCCGCCGUCGUGGCUGGCAGCCUAUUGUGGCAGUGCAGCCACAACCCAAUGAUCAGGCAAUCCAUCUGAUUCCGUCGGCAGCCGACAAUUCCCUGGUCGUUUUGGACGCCUACGAGAACCUUACCCGGUCCGACGACUUGCGGAACGGCCCGCAGGGCGUGCAUGAGAGUCCAGCUUCAGCCACCCAAGCGGCGGUUGUUCGGCAUUACCAGCAGACCAAAGGACCGUGGAUCCGUGACUUGAUCCCGGUAUGGCCCAGUCUCAAGCGGGAUCAACUGGUGUUUGUGCCGGAUGUUGAUCCAGUCCGCCGCUGUGUUUGUGUUGUGUUUUGUGAGGCGUCUGGCUGGCGCUCGCUGCUCCUUCCUGACAGAUGUGGGCUGCGCAUGCUCUCCGCUAUGCUCACUUACCUCACGGGUCGUGAUGUACGUGACAUUGGCCUGCCUCCUGCAGUUCAAGCGGCCACUGAACGCUCUGUACACAGAGAAGUGGUCCUGCGACCAGCUGAUGUCUUGGUAGAAAAACCACGGCUGUGUAGGCGUGUAGCAGAUUGGCCGAUACACUCGCUCACCCUCUGGGACCACAUCCAAUGGGCCGAGCCAUUUGUGGUGGCGGAAGCUAGCAUGGCCGCGUUUUGGCACCCGGCAAUCAACCGCCCGAUUUUUCAUGCGAUCCAAGCUGGUGCUCGGUGGGACCCUACACUGCUUACGUUUGGAGGGGACUUUCAGGCUGCCUUUCUAGGUAAAUGGGUACCGGUGAUGUGGCAGCCAGCUAGCUGUCCGCACUUUAUACAGGCAUCGACGCGACCCGGCCGAGUACAUAUUUUGCAUGAAAGCCGUGAAGGGGUGUUUCCGAUGUUUUUCACAAGCCGCACUUCUCGUGCGGAAGUUGCUGAAGAGCUGCAUACACUUCCGGAAUAUGUGGAGGUGCCGUCUGCUACCUUGGAUGAUAUUCAAGGGCCUCUCACAUUGCGAGAUGGGGACGUCGUUCUCGACCUUUACAUGUACGACCGUCAGUCUGAGCUCGCCACUAUUCUGGUGUACGCGGCCGACCAGGUGCGAGCCUUGCUUGUCCCCAGAAAAUUUACAGUGCGCGAAUUGACAGCCUUUCUCCGGCAGUCGCUUCCCACUUUGGGGACCUCCUUAAGGACACCACCUGCUCUGCGCCAGCAUAAGGAACUUCCGAGCAUGCACUUGCAUCUGGGAGAUGGAGACACAUUCGCCUGGCAUUUAGAUUUGGAUCACCCGCUUUUUCAUGAGUCUACGGUGCACAGUUUCCGGUGCCCUGCCUGGUUGCCGCAUCACAACCCGUGGCACGCGGGCUUUAUUCUCCGACAUGGGGGCUGGGUUUGGCUUUGGACGUCUGAUGGACACCCAGACACCCAAUGCGAGCGUCAUUGGCUUGAUAGUGGGAGCCAGUGGCAUCCCGGUUCGUUGCAAUUUGUUCGACCCAGGUGUGCUCCCACGGCAGAACGUUGGGUACCGGCUGGCUAUCACGAGGAUGGCCGUUGUCAUUUUGUGCGCCAGUCGGUCGCGGGCUCUGCUAGAGUUUUGCUGCAUCGUCCAUACAGCGGAGAAUAUCCGGAAUGCUGCCUUAUUGAGCCGGACAAGGGAGUGUGCACAGCCCCAGACGGCUGGUCUCUGGCACCGUCUCUUCGCCGUCGGAUGGGCGAAACCGUUUUGCGAGAUGGUGAUGUACUGGUGCCGGCGCAGUCGGCAGUUACCCGCCUGUCCCCUGCUAUUGGGUGGGCUCUCUUGGCAGGCCUGAGUCGGCGGGCGGCAGCAGCUUUUCUUCUGUCAGGCAUCUGGUGGUCACGGGCCUCUGCAAUGCUUGUCCCGGACGAAGGCCGUGUGGUCCUUACAGUUCGUACAGGUAAGUUUCCUUGGCGUGUUGAUUACGCCGACCGUGCACUUCAUGAGACGGUGCAAGAAGGCCAACGCUGUCGUCUUCUGUCGCCUUUUGCCGUGCAGCCCAACCAGACCUUCGAAGCUAAUCCUGACGAUACUGUAGAAGAGGUUAGGCUGGCACUUACUGGCUCGGAACCGGCCUGGUCAUUUGACCUUACGCCAGUUUGGCCGUCACCAUCCCCGCUUGAACUUACGCUUGUUCCGGUAGCGCCCGCACCGUCACUUGCAUGCGUGCUUAUAGUCACACCGGAUUGGCAGCUGCCGAUGUUGAUUCCACAGCGGGCAGACGCUAACUGGGUGCUUGCAUAUAUUCGUAGUGUGUCUCCGGGACCGGUGCACGGGAUUAAGCCUCCCCUCGGAGCCCAGCCGCACGGGGCAAGUCACAAUGAAGCUGUGAAUUGGAGAGACGGGGAUCUGCUGUUGGCUUUUCCCACUGACAUUGAGUUCAGCGCUAUCGAUAUGCCGGCCUUCCGUGCAGCAGUUACCUCAGAUGUUGCUGCGCAUGUUCGUCAUACGGCACUCUGGUCUUUGGACUUCUAUGUCGAUGUUCCGCUUGACAUUGUCUUGUGGCGGCCAGGGAAACGCCCAGUCGCGACCAAGGUUGACGAGCUCAGGACCAUUGUCAUUGAGACCUUUCAGAAUGGGCGCAUUGUUGGCCUAGGGGACUGCCGUCUCCGCGUGUGGAUGGCGGCGCUAGCUGCAGCCUGGCAGAUACCCUGGUGCGAGGGUAGCCGCAGGCAGUGGUUCGGUCAGUGGCAUGCAAGCACGUUGGACAAGGGCGGGGUGUAUGUGAACACAUUGGUGGACGCACUGGCCACUUGUGCGUGCAAAGGAGGCUAUGACCAUUGGUUGCAAGCCCGUACACCCGACUGGCUACCACCUGAGGAUGCUGCCCCUGCACAGGUAGAUGCGAAAGACCAGACCGCGUCGCCGCCGGCUGUUGGCCUGCAUCUGCUUACUGCCAAUAUUCAGUCUAUAAAGGACCCUGGCCCGAAUCCUUUGAAUCCUUCGGGACACGGCGCCCGUCGCCAGCACCUUUACAGUCAGCUCCAGGCUAUGCAAGCCGACGUGAUCUGCUUGCAGGAGACGCGCGCUCCGGCAGGCCGCUGGGCAACGGGCGGUUGGUUGACCCGGCGCUCAGGCGGCCAGAAAGGCCAGUACGGUUGCGAGAUAUGGCUGAGGCCAUCGCUUCUCCACCCUCCGCUGACCUUGGACUCUUGCCGCAUUCUAGAGUCUAACCCUCGAUGCCUCGUGAUUACAUGCACAGAUCCUCGGCUCCCUGUCACUUUCUGUUCAGCGCAUGCACCACACGCUGAUAGGCCGCCAUCUGAGGCAGUCCAGUUUUGGGCGGAUCUACGCAAUGUGCUGCAACGGGCACCGUCGUCACGUGCUCUGGUAGUUGGUAUCGAUGCAAAUGGAGACUUUUGUGCCCGGGACCCCACAGAGAAUCUGAUUGGUUCCUUGGUAGCAGCACAUGAAGCGACAUCGAACGAUGAGUUCCUCUAUGAACUAGCCACUGCCCUUGCCCUGGAGGCACCUGCCACAUUCAGUGAUGUCCAAGUGGGAGCGGGAUGGUCGUGGGAACAUACCAGUGGCCGCCGUAAGCGACUAGAUCACCUACUUUUCAAUGCAGGGUCGUGGGCGCACCAACAAGCGUGCCAGGCCUGGGAUUUCGAUAUCGUCAAUUCCCACCGUGACCAUGUCGCCCUCCGGGUCCGUACACAGGUCCACCCGCGCGUGGUUGCCGUUGUCAAGCCGCGACGCAGAAAGUGUACCGGCGCAGAGAUCCUCGCUGCAGGAGAGUCCAUCUGGAAUAGCCUUCCAGACGACUUAUUGUCUGGGCGUGCACAUCACCAUCAAUGCCUCUAUGCUGCUGCUUUAGUUGAACAGGAGCAACGUCUCCAGCAACAUGUCCAUCAGUUUGCUAAGCGGGACAAAAGCUCACAUUUUCUGUCCUUGACUCUGUCUGCAUCGGAGCAUUGGCAUACUCAUGGCCGGCCAAUGGAUGCGAUUACGCAUUUGCGAUGGGCCUCACGGCGUGCAGCGGAGCGUCGACAAGUCUCGGCAGCAGGAGGCUUUGCCAUCGAGCCCCAGCUCGAAGAACAGUUUAGGGCCCAGGAGCAAGCGAUCAAGAUUCCAUCUGGGCGUCUGGCACACACUGUUCAGCCGUGGCUUGCUGAGGCCGCGCCCAUGUGCACGGGUGCUAUGCCUUCUCUCAUCGAUAUGGAAGUCGCAUGUCGACGCCAAUCUGCACGUAAAGCUCCAGGUCCGGACGGAGUCAUCAAUGAGCUCUGGAAGGGUUUUCCAGCGAAGGCUGGUAAGUGGCUUUGGGCUGUGACAGCUAAGAUCGCCCUUACCGGUAAAGAGCCCUAUCACUUCAAAGCAGCGGUAUAUUGCGCGCUGUACAAGAAGGGGCCUGCUGCACUACCCCAAAACUAUCGAGCAAUUGCCUUGCUCAACGGGGUCGCCAAGAUAUGGCACGGGCCAGGGAUUCCGGUAGGCUUUGCACUCGCGGCCUAUAGGUUGAUCUUUCAUGGCGAGGCCUUGGCCGAUGAUGCAGCGGCCCGACCUCCCGACACAUGGCACCUUGCUGCCCUGGCAGAGCAUCUCGCCAACACAGGUGCUCUCGAGCUUCUGGGUGUGCCUGCUGAGGAAAGAGCACUCUUUCAGGACUGUGUGGCCUACUCACAUUGGCACCUCGCGGGCUCUGAGAGCAUUUUCGUGGCCUCCCGUGGCUCGAGACCAGGGGACGGUCUGGCAGACAUCCUGUUCGGCGCACUUUUCGCAGUUGCACUGCGCCAUAUCCGCCAGGCCUGCAGUGAAGCUGGAGUAUCGCUUCAGGCUGCAGGCGCUUUUGUGGGCCUGCGAGAGGAGGUGCUCCCGCUCGGAUGGGCCGAUGACCUAGCCAUCGUUGCCGAUUUUCGUACACCGCAGUUGCUCGAGUUGCAGUUGCCGGUCUUUGCCAGCAUUGUGCUCUCAACACUGGAGUUAUUGCGCUUUCGCAUCAACUUGGGCCCUAGCAAAACUGAGUUCCUUCUUGAUGUCCGUGGUCCCGGGGCGAAACAUGUUCGCGGAUACUGGCAGACGCGACAUGGAGUUAAGCGCGCAACGUGCUCACGCAGCGUGGGCCCACGCAAAGAGCUUGUUAGCCUGUGCCUCACUCCCAUGGCGGUUGAAGCAAGCGUGGGUUGCAGGUAG